AUGUCUCCCCACUCGAACGGUAGCUACACCAUGACUUCCGGUGCCGUCCAGGAAUCCGCCAUGACGAACAACACCGGCCGCCGCCCCCUGCUCCCCGGUGUCUACGUCCCUACCCCGGCCUUUUUCGACCCUGUGAGCGAGGAUAUCGACGUGGAGACCACUGCCUCGCAUGCUGUGCGCCUAGCACAGGCCGGUGUUGCCGGCAUCACCACUCAAGGCUCCAAUGGCGAAGCCGUGCACCUCUCGCACAAAGAGCGCAACCUCAUCACCUCGACCACCCGCCAGGCUCUCGACGCCGCUGGCUUCACCAACCUGCCCGUCAUGGUCGGCUGUGGCGCCCAGUCCACGCGCGAGGCCAUCGAGCUCUGCCAGGAGGCCCACGCCGCUGGCGGCGACUACGCCCUCAUCCUUCCACCGGCCUACUACCAAGGCCUCUUCAACGCCGACUCGGUCAGCAGCUUCUUCCGCGACGUGGCCGCCGCAUCUCCCAUCCCCAUCCUCAUCUACAACUAUCCGGGCGCCGUCGCCGGCCUCGACCUCAACUCCGACACCAUCACCGCCCUCGCCGCCGCCCACCCCAACAUCGUCGGCUGCAAGCUGACCUGCGGCAACACGGGCAAGCUGGCCCGCGUCGCCGCUGCCACGCAAGCCGCCACCCCUUCCAACCCGGGUUCGGGUUUCCUGUGCACCGGCGGCUCUGCCGACUUCACCCUGCAGACCAUGAUCGCCGGUGGUUCCGGCAUCAUCGCCGGCCUCGCCAACAUCGCGCCCAAGGCCUGCGUGCGCCUCAUCCAGCUGUACGAGGCGGGCGACCUCAAGGCUGCCCGCGAGCUGCAGGCCGUCGUGGCACGCGGCGACUGGGCUGCCAUCAGGGGUGGUGUCGUCGGCACCAAGAGCGCCCUUAUGUCGUUCUUCGGCUAUGGCGGCUAUGCACGCAAGCCGCUGCCGAGGCCCGGCAAGGAGGAGAACUUGAAGUGGAGGCAAGGCUUUGAAGAGUUGGUCACCGUGGAGAAGGCGCUAUGA
Lasiodiplodia theobromae is the source of this 1023-nucleotide messenger RNA. Its product is annotated as Dihydrodipicolinate synthase. Lineage: Eukaryota; Fungi; Ascomycota; Dothideomycetes; Botryosphaeriales; Botryosphaeriaceae. The record is from RefSeq and is a predicted model, not a curated record. Gene Ontology annotation, molecular function: 4-hydroxy-tetrahydrodipicolinate synthase activity. Bases 1 to 1023 code for a protein of 340 amino acids. The transcript has a single exon.